UGGAGUAGCCACCAUUUUGCAUGUCUAGUGUGUUCCUCCCUCCAUUGCUAAUAGAGACGAUUCCAGCUAUUUUCUGGCAUCAUUACGGCUAAGAAUGCCAGCUCCGAUCAGACUGCGGGAGCUGAUCCGGACUAUCCGGACAGCACGGACCCAGGCAGAGGAGCGUGAGAUGAUCCAGAAAGAGUGCGCUGCUAUACGCUCGUCCUUCAGAGAGGAAGACAAUACAUACCGUUGCAGAAAUGUGGCGAAGCUCCUUUAUAUGCACAUGUUGGGCUACCCGGCACACUUUGGGCAGCUGGAGUGUCUGAAGCUGAUUGCGUCCCAGAAGUUCACUGACAAACGAAUAGGUUAUUUGGGAGCUAUGUUGCUGUUGGACGAGAGGCAGGAUGUCCACCUACUAAUGACAAAUUGCAUUAAGAAUGAUUUGAAUCACAGCACACAAUAUGUCCAGGGCCUGGCCUUGUGCACUUUAGGCUGCAUGGGAUCCUCAGAAAUGUGUCGUGACCUGGCAGGAGAGGUAGAGAAGCUGCUCAAAACGUCCAACUCCUAUUUAAGGAAAAAAGCAGCGUUGUGUGCAGUUCAUGUCAUCAGGAAGGUCCCAGAACUCAUGGAAAUGUUCCUUCCAGCCACAAAAAACCUGCUGAGCGAGAAGAACCACGGUGUUCUCCACACAUCAGUAGUCCUCCUCACUGAGAUGUGUGAAAGAAGUCCUGACAUGCUGGCCCACUUCAGAAAGCUGGUUCCACAGUUGGUGAGAAUCCUGAAGAACCUAAUAAUGUCUGGAUACUCUCCUGAGCAUGAUGUGUCAGGCAUAAGUGACCCUUUCCUGCAGGUGCGGAUAUUGAGACUACUGCGGAUUUUAGGCAAGAGCGACGACGACUCCAGUGAAGCAAUGAAUGACAUUCUUGCACAGGUUGCAACAAACACAGAGACAAGUAAAAAUGUAGGCAAUGCAAUCCUGUACGAGACCGUGCUGACUAUAAUGGACAUCAAGUCUGAAAGUGGACUGAGGGUCUUGGCCAUUAACAUACUAGGUCGCUUCCUUCUUAACAACGACAAAAAUAUAAGAUACGUGGCGUUGACAUCUCUACUAAAGACGGUACAGACGGAUCACAAUGCGGUGCAGAGGCAUCGGAGCACCAUUGUGGAUUGUUUAAAAGACCUGGAUGUGUCCAUCAAGAGACGUGCGAUGGAACUGAGCUUCGCCCUGGUGAACGGCAACAACAUUAGAGGCAUGAUGAAAGAGCUGCUCUACUUCCUGGACUCCUGCGACCCUGAAUUCAAAGCAGACUGUGCAUCAGGAGUCUUUCUAGCUGCAGAGAAAUAUGCUCCUUCGAAAAGAUGGCACAUAGACACCAUUAUGAGAGUCCUGACGACGGCCGGCAGCUACGUGCGAGACGACUCUGUUCCCAACCUCAUCCAGCUCAUCACUAACAGCGUGGAGAUGCAUGCCUAUACAGUACAGAGACUUUACAAAGCGCUGCUGGAUGACAUCUCACAGCAACCUCUAGUGCAGGUAGCGUCCUGGUGUAUAGGAGAGUACGGAGACCUGCUAGUGUCCGGGCAGUGUGAGGAGGAGGAGCCCAUCCAGGUGACUGAGGAUGAAGUUCUGGACGUGUUGGAAGGCCUCCUGGUGUCCAACCUGUCCACACCUGUGACCCGGGGUUAUUCACUUACCGCCAUCAUGAAGCUGUCGACUCGCUUCAGCAGUGUAAAUCGAAUCAAGAAGGUGGUUUCUAUAUACGGCAGCAGCAUCGACGUGGAGCUUCAGCAGAGAGCCGUGGAGUACAACGCGCUUUUCAAGAAAUACGACCACAUGAGACCAGCUCUACUAGAGCGAAUGCCCAUCAUGGAGAAAACUGCAACUAAUGGCCCCACAGAGAUCGUCCAGACAAACGGGGAGACGGAGCCGUCUGUGGUGGAGUCGAAACAUCCACCGCCGGUCACACAGCCGACCAACCAGGCUAAUGAUUUGUUAGACCUGCUCGGCGGUAACGAUGUGGUGCCGGUAAUCCAGACCACGAUGCCCACCAAGCCCGCCUCGGCUGGAGGAGAGCUCCUUGAUCUGCUGGGUGACCUCUCGCUAAGUGGCGGUCCAGCCCCUGCUCCUGCUCCCUCAGUGCCCACUUCCCAACCCUCUUUCCUCUUGGAUGGCCUCUCCUCACAGCCCCUGUUUAAUGAUAUUGCAGCUGCAGGUAUUCCUCCCAUGACGGCGUACAACAAGAACGGUCUGAAAAUAGACUUUACAUUUGAGAGAGCUAACCCCAACCCAAACAUCGCAGUCAUCACCAUCCACGCAUCCAACUCAACAGAGGCAGACAUGACCGAGUUUGUUUUUCAGGCUGCAGUACCAAAGACAUUCCAGCUGCAGCUCCUCUCCCCUAGCAGUAACGUCGUCCCAGCACUCAACCAGGGAACUGUCACGCAGGUCAUCAGAGUCCUCAACCCACAGAAGCAACAGCUACGGAUGAGGAUCAAGCUGACGUACACCCACAAAGGCUCGGCUGUGCAAGACCUGUCCGAGGUGAAUAACUUCCCCCCUCAGUCCUGGCAGUGAUGAGCCGCUCCUGUUGCUCUUAAAAGCCCCCCCCACCAAGGGAACUAUAUGAAAAAAAAAAAAAAAGAAAAACGAUUUUCCUUUCACCUCCCACCUUUCUUCCAACGGAUCCCUCCCCUGUGACGUCACUGCAGACCGCUGCCCUGGAAGUUGCAUGGGAAGCAGCAGAGCAUUGAACACAGGAGAAACAUACAGAUGCUACGAAGACCCUACUGACUAUUGACAUCACGAGAAUAAUUGGGUGAACAUAUCAAUCGACGAACUUUUCUCUUUUCUUUCUAAAUUGGUUUCCUCUAUCUCUUUACUUACUGUUUUCUCACACACACACACACACACACAUACCGACACACACACCCUCUGCCCAGCACCCACGAAAGCACAUACGCACACCAUUCACUGUGGUACGCUUUACCUCUCGAGUCACUGUAGAGACAAAGUGUUGCCCACCGAAAGCACUGCAGCAACCAUCGUUUGAUUUUCAAAAUGCAGUCGAGAACACUUUGCUCCCUUGAUAUUUAUGAUUGGCUUUCAGAUGUUUUAUAUGAAACUUCACAGUCCUACGACGGCAGCAGAUAAAAAAAGGCUUCGAAAGGCAGCGCAGUCGCAAACCCGUCGGAUAAAAACCCCCCAUUUCUGAUCCCUCCUCCGCAUCACGAGUGAUAUGACUUGUCAGAGUUGUAUUCAUUUUUGAAUUACAUUAAUUUGCUUGAAGCAUGUUUGAGCAUCAUUAGGAUCACGAUCGCACCUGGAUGUAAGCUCGACGGGGGGUUCUCUGGUUCCGGCGGUAGGCUUCGUUAUCCUAUGUUUCUAUAGGACGUCGUCUACAUUUGUUCCGUCGACGUGUUCUGCCCGCUUGCGUCACCCGCGGGCAGCUUCGGAGAACGCGCUCAGAUCCUCCCAGCUCUCAUCUCAUGUGUAGUAACGCGACAGCACUUAGAUCUGUAUAAUAAACUCAGCGGCGAAUCGCUUUUUUGCGUAGUUUGAGGUUUGUUUCGUUCGUUAGUUUCGAUAGAACCCAGGCCUGAGAUUUACCUGAAAACAAGUUUGAGUUUGAGAUCUGCGUUUUUAAACUUUACUCCUGCGUCUGUAUCCUCAGUCUAAGCUGGCAGUUUAGUUACAUUUCAGAUUUGUUUAAAACUGGUUGCACAUACAUGUAAAUUAAGCUUGUUAUGAAUGUAGUUACAUGCACUGAAUGCUUUUUGUUUUUUUGUUUUUUUUUCUUCCCCUUUCUUCUUUUUCAUGACUCUCAUCUUAUCGGCACUAUUUUUUGUGAAAGUAUGUUUUUUGUUUUUGUUUUGUUUUCUUCAGUAAUUUGACUUAAUUUAUGCCUGAUAUCAAAGUGAUGUGCCUUUCUGACUUAGCUAGAUAAAAGCCCCUGAACUAUCGAGUUCUGUAUGAGCUUCGUUUGUAAGUCUGCUUGUGUGAUGUUUUCAAUCUGAGGGGAUUUGGUUUAUCGCUUCAUUUACUUUUUCCACCUCCGUGUCUAAUAUGAAGUUAAUGAUCAGACACUGACUAACACUGGCCCACUUGGAUGUCCACCGUCUUUUUUUCUUUCCUCAUAAUUUUGACAAAACAAUUCGAGCUACAUGAUUGUUUCUUGACAUUAAAAAAAACACCUGUUGGAUGAUAAAUUUUAAAUCUAAUGGCAGCUAAUAGAUGUUUUUCAUAAGCUGACAUCGAGGUUUCAAAUGUUUUUCAAAAGUCUAAAUAAUCACUAAGACACCCCCCAAAACAAACAUUGAAGUAAGAGCGAGGAGAGGCUGUUCUGCGGUGACUGUUUGAUGAUCUAAGUAUGAUUUCUUUGCUUCUUCUUUCUCCAAAUCAGACUUCUGACCACGCUGUCGGGCACAGUAACCUUAAUACCUCACGAUGUCUUUCUGUUAACUUUCGGUGGCAGUAGAUCGACGGCUUUUUUGUUUUUUAAGUCAUGACUUGCAAUCAAAAUGAGGGUGGGGGGGAGCAUCUGUUCUGCAUGAGAGGAACUAACUAAGCGUAGUCUGUACAUCAUCUCAUUACUUAACGAACCUUAGCGGCUCUGCGAUGCUGUGUUGGAGAUCCUCAGAUGUUCAAUCAGGCUGUGUCAUUCUGUUCACUAUGCUUCACUUAUCUUCUAACUUCUGUGACCAAAUCAGAGAGAUUAUUAGCUUUGGAAAUAUUUUUGAGCUAUGAUAUGUGUAUAUGGAGAAAAUUAUUUCAGUUUAACUUUCUUUUUUUUUUCUUUUUCUGUUGUUGACAAAUGCUAUAUUGGCUUUUUUUCUGUACAUAUUGAGGGCUUUUACAAUUUUGUCUCUUGUACUAUCUUUCAUCCUUUUUUUAGAUACCAUUUUCUAAAAAAAAAACCAAUUCCAAUUAUUCACCAUGUAUAUUGUCUAAAUAGAUCUAGCCAUCAUCGGUCCAUGGAGACUCUCCUGUAUCAUCACUCACUCGUUGUAAAAGAUAUAUGAUCUGCUGCCUGUACAUUGUAUAUAGUUGUAAAACAAAACGAACGCUGAUCAGAUUAAAUAAAAAACCCACAUGAAGACUUAAAAGAUUAGCUAGAAAGUAUAAUUGUAUGCAUAUAUGUACAAAAAUAAGAAAUCUUAAAAGGAUGCAAUUGAGCUGCAUUUGAUUGCUGGGUUCCACGAUGGGAUGUGUCAUCUUCUGAGGUAGCUGGUGAGGAUGCUCGGUGGGGCUCCGUUGGAAUAAGAACAGAUGUUGUCUGAAUGAUGUACUGUACUACUGAGAAACCCAAGCACAGUGCUGCACAGCGGCAGAAGUUGCACCUUGCUCUCCAUCUGCUUCCCUGCCCCCCCCCCCACGCCCCUCGAACGCCUCACGUUUCCCCGUCGCCCUCCUUUUGAAGAGGAGCAGAUCACUUUGCCAAGAUGCAAACUCUUCCUUCUGGCCUUUUUACGCGCACUCUUGACAAUUCACAUCUAUUAAACUCUAUUCAACCUACAAAUUGCUUUGUGAGAUGAAGCCCCUCGGUUCUGGUGUGUGUGUGUCGGUGUGUGUGUUCAUUCAUUCUCUCGGUUUGCCUGCUUGUUGUUUUUUUUUUUUGUCUGCCAUGUUUCCUAAUAGCAUCAUAUCCCAGCUGAUAGGAGGUUUUUAACUUCACUGUGAUUGAUUUAUCUCCCCUCCCCGCCCCCCAUUACGGCCAGUAGGUUUAAACUGGUGUAGAGUUUUAUCAGGAAAUGAGCUGACGGAAAUCUGAGACGUGGGUCGGAACAAUGCAGCUCAUUCUUCAGGUUUCCUUUCUUUCUUUCGGCACCCUGAUGUUACUCGUGUCUGCAUGGCAUGACCUCGAACGCGUCAUGUGAAAUUAAUCUGAGCCCGCACCUUUUUUAUUUUUAUUUUUUAACGUCACAUGGUUGUAAAAUCACAGCAGGACAUGAUGGAGGAAGGCAACGGGUGGCUUCUUACUCUGCGCUUAUGACUUAAUCUUUUUUUUAAAAAACUCCACUUCCACCAGUGCUGUAACAUAAACCUGUGCUACGAGCUAAUAGCCACAAGGGGGAGCUGUGCAAAACGGAAGGCCGACGGGAUGGGAAAGGAAGUUUCAUAUUCCUGAAUGUUUUUUUUGUUUGUUUGUUUGUGUUGUUUGUAUUGUCUUAUUCAGCCAGUAUGUACCCUUGUUAAUCACAUCAGAGAAAAGAAAAAAAUCAUUUCUUUCAACGAUACAGUAAAUUCAUGCUGUUUGAAAUGUACAAACCGACUUAAGUGCUUUGGACACUGUAACUUAAGAGGAAGAAACCUUCAGCGGUGUGUGUGAGUGUGUGUGAGAGUGUGUGUGAGUGUGUAUAUAUCUCAGAGAGAGAGAGAAGAUAAUCUGAGCGGGCGUGCGACAUGUCUUUUAUCUACAUAGGACAUGGGAGGAGGUUUUUUUUGGCUGCAAUUUCAACUUCCAGCUUCUGAGCUGCAUGUGAACACCAGUGUAAAUAAUACCAUUUCUACUCUUGACCUGAGACUCUUUUUUCUUUUUUUUUGAAAUGCAAGAAAAGUUCUGAAAUCCGUCACACCAACCUUCAUGGGUCAGCAGUACUAACAUGUGCAAUUAGAAGAUGUUUCUAAGAGGGUGUCUGUCAUUUGGAUUAAUUGGAUUUUUUUUUGUUUGUUUGUUUGUUUUUCUUGUUGGGAUGUGUUCAGUGUACAAAGGGCUUGGAAGAGCAUCUGAAUUACCGCCAUGUUCACUCUCCCUGCUCAAUCAAAAGUAAUGCAUCCACUGUAUUUUGAAAAAUCUGUAACCCUCCCACCCCCUCCCUACCUGCCUCCCUCCUGCCCUGACUGAAAAAUGCUCUUAUCUGAUUUGUUGGGGAGGGAGGGCGAAGGCAUGAGGUUCACUUUUUUUUUUUUUUUUCUGUUUUCUUUUCUUUUUCUUUUUUCUCCCGGUCAAGUUUGACACGUUGAACUGUAUCCCAGUUCCGAGGCUUCAAGGUGAGUGUGAAUGUCGGACUGAAAAUUAUGAAGUUGAUGAUUAAAGAUGAGAAGUUGUAAACUAUUAAAUGGGAUAUUUUCAAUUUAUGCUGUGUAUUCUUGUCUUUGGGUUGGAGAACAUGAUCAAGCGAAUAAAAAGUCAAAUAAAAAAAAUCUAGCUCAA
Messenger RNA from Stegastes partitus (bicolor damselfish), 7133 nucleotides. It is a transcript of the gene ap1g1, whose product is annotated as adaptor related protein complex 1 subunit gamma 1. The record is from RefSeq and is a predicted model, not a curated record. Lineage: Eukaryota; Metazoa; Chordata; Actinopteri; Pomacentridae. Gene Ontology annotation, cellular component: Golgi apparatus; AP-1 adaptor complex; membrane coat. Bases 95 to 2557 code for a protein of 820 amino acids. Gene Ontology annotation, biological process: vesicle-mediated transport; intracellular protein transport. The transcript is spliced from 23 exons.